Eruca vesicaria subsp. sativa (arugula) is the source of this 1825-nucleotide messenger RNA. NCBI's taxonomy places the organism in Eukaryota, Viridiplantae, Streptophyta, Magnoliopsida, Brassicales, Brassicaceae. The record is from the annotation of a GenBank genome assembly.
UUGUCUUCUCUCUAUUUUCUCUCUCUCGAGUUUCGUAUUAUUUUAUCUCCCCUAUAAUAUCCAUUACUCAGUUACACCUUUUCUAUACAUAUAAUACGAUCGGUCAUCUUAUAGUUUUUUUUUCGUAACAAGACCGUUCGUCGAGUCUUGUCUUCCGAUAUUGAAUCCAGGCUUCAGUAUCGUCGAAGAGUCUAUACAUGGCUCCAGUCUCGUUGCCUCCUGGUUUCAGGUUCCAUCCAACGGACGAAGAACUAAUCACAUACUAUCUCAAAAGAAAGAUCAACGGUCGAGAGAUUGAGCUAGAGAUUAUCCCUGAAGUAGACCUUUACAAAUGCGAACCAUGGGACUUGCCAGGGAAAUCAUUGCUUCCAAGCAAAGAUCAAGAAUGGUACUUCUUCAGUCCACGGGACAGAAAGUACCCCAAUGGUUCAAGAACAAACCGGGCAACAAAAGGCGGUUACUGGAAAGCCACCGGCAAAGACCGGCGUGUGAGUUUGAGAGAUCAAGCCAUAGGAACCAAGAAAACACUAGUUUAUUACCGUGGACGCGCCCCACACGGUAUUAGAACUGGUUGGGUCAUGCAUGAAUAUCGCCUUGAUGAAACUGAAUGCGAGCCUACUGCAUUCGGCAUGCAGGAUGCAUAUGCACUUUGCCGCGUUUUUAAGAAGAUAAUUAUUGAAGCGAAACCAAGAGAUCAACAUCAGCAGCCUUACGUCCACACGAGUUCAAAUAUAAGUGGUAACUCAAGUUUUGACGUUAGUUCGGAUCUUGAGAUAAGUUCAAAUGGACAUCAGAUUCCACCUUAUAGUAACGCUACCGAGACCCAACCUCGGUUUGGAAACGCAAACACAAUGAGUAAGCAUGAUGAGUGGUCACAAUACUUGUCACAUGACAUGCCUCAAAGAUUUUCAAAUUACGGAUCUCCUUAUGGAUCAUACCUCAAUCAAUCAAAGGUGUAUACAGGAACUGAAUGUGGAAUGUUGCAACAUCAAAUAUCAAUGCCACCAUUGCACGUAAAGAACUCGCCGGUUCAGACCAGCAUUUUCUCCAAUGAAAUGAAUCAAAACAGCGGUCAAUGCGGUUUCGAUGACUUUACUUUCGCUGCACGUAAGUCCAACCAUCUCUAUAACAACAACACUGAUGAUCAUUUGAUACACAUUGGAAAUAUCGAUGAACAAAUGCUCAGUGCUGGAAAUUCGGCAUGGAUGAACAUGUCCAACGAGAACUUUAAACAGAGUUUUGUAGAAGAAGAAGCCAUUUUGCCAAGCUUCGAGGACAAUGAUCAAGAUCUUGAAUAUUAUGGCAGAUCUCAGACCAAUACAAUCAACAACAUAGAGAUCGAUGAGUUUUUCUCAUUUGAGGACCGAGUAGAAGACACUGAUAAGUCAAACAUAACUCCAAACUCUCAAGGAUCAGGAAUGAUCGAACAAGAGAUUAGAGUAGACCAUAAAAUGCUCAUUUGCACACGUCAAACAACUCAAGUUUUAUAUCACCAAGUCGUUCCGUCGCAGGUUUUGAAAAUUCACAUAAAUCCUGUUGCAAAUAAUGAAGAGAGAAGAUUGUUUAUGGAGGAAGAAGACAAGGAUUCUUGGUUCCAGAAAGCUGAAUAUGUUGCCAAGAUGAAACUGAAGCAUAUUAGUUUAGUUGCAAAACAUUAUUACAAGUGUCUUACAAUUAUUUUCUGAUAUUUUGUUUAUCCAAUACUAUUGUAAAAGAAGAGGGUAUACUAUAUACUAUAUAUAUUGUAAUCUUGAUUGAUUAUCAUUGUGAUUGGUAACAUAUUAUUGGGGAGAGAAAACCUUAAGCAUAAUACAGUAUAUUGUUU